AUGGCCCUCAAGGCAUUACAGGGCGUCAUUAAGUGGCUCUAUGGACAUUCUGAAACUCGAGUUCUCCUUAUUGGAGAUGCGGCCUCUGGGAAGACUACCUUUCUCUCUCAACUUACUCUUGGUCAGGCAGUCUGCACAUUCCCAACCAUGGGCUACUAUCCCACACCCUUCGAAUAUAAAAGCCGCACAUAUAUGGUUUGGGAUACUGGAAAUACAUCUGUCUUGUUCUUUCAUGACUGCACCUGGGAUGAGGAAGACACUCAACUAAGCCUCGAUCUCCUCUCUAGCAUUGGCAGAGAAAUACUCAGUGUGGGUUAUAGAAGUUUAUGGGUUAUCUUAAACAAGCAAGACUCUCUCUCUGCACGAGGCAUUGAGGAUCUGCGCUUGAUAUAUGACAAAAAGUUAAAGGAAAUGUUUGACGAUCCGGUCAACUGCAGAGUCAUUGAUUAUUCCGUGAGUGGCAAGACUGGGGAAGGUGUCAAGGAGGUUAUGAGUGAUCUACAUGAAUUCGUCAGUAGCAUAGAAAAAGGCCACCAUCAACAACGGACACCUAAGCACAUUGCCUCACAACAGUUCCAGAAAGAGCAGAUAUCAGAGGACCAUGACCUCAAAGUGCGAAUUGAAGAGGAAGGCUCUAGAGAUCAUAUGGAUUCUCAGCAAUUUUGGCAUUCGUUUUUGGGUGCUAAUUUGACAGAGUGGGACCACCGCAGUCACCUCAAGUCGGGCUUCAUUGUUACCCUGGAGUCAAUCAAAGAAGGAAAGAAUGUCUUCGAUAUGGCGGAAACCUUCCUCGGGCAUUUGAAGAGACUGAGAACGAUGAAACCUGACCUUUUUCGCAAUACAGAACAUCGGUAA
Molecule: messenger RNA, 855 nt
Organism: Penicillium crustosum
Lineage: Eukaryota; Fungi; Ascomycota; Eurotiomycetes; Eurotiales; Aspergillaceae
Product: Small GTPase superfamily ARF/SAR type
Exons: 2
Coding region: 1-855 (284 amino acids)
Molecular function (GO): GTPase activity; GTP binding
Source: RefSeq, a predicted model, not a curated record